Molecule: messenger RNA, 1787 nt
Organism: Larimichthys crocea (large yellow croaker)
Lineage: Eukaryota; Metazoa; Chordata; Actinopteri; Sciaenidae
Gene: dguok
Product: deoxyguanosine kinase
Exons: 7
Coding region: 328-1278 (316 amino acids)
Biological process (GO): nucleobase-containing compound metabolic process
Cellular component (GO): mitochondrion; cytoplasm
Molecular function (GO): ATP binding; deoxyguanosine kinase activity
Source: RefSeq, a predicted model, not a curated record
GCGCAAGCGCAACGUGAACCGGAAGUGAUGAUUGUUUGUAGCAUGUGGGCUAAUUUGUUUUCAUGAACUUAUCGUAGUAUUUUUUACUUACUUGUAGUAAAUAUGUGAAACACGAAAGCCUAAGCUCUUCAGCAACAACUCGGCCAACAUAUCGGCGUUCAUAAAUGUAGUAAUAGUCGCACAUUUAGCUUUAAAUCGAUGAUUCAUAAUGAAAGUUCAGGUUAGCUACGUCAUGGAGAGGAUUAUGUAGCUGCCAUGAGGGCAACAAGCACCACGUAACAUGCAGAUACACGUGAUUAUUCUUAUAUAGCUGUUCUUAUAUCUGUCAUGAUGUCUGCUCUGUGCCGAUGCCUUUUGUUCAGCCGUGUUUCUAAAUUAAAAGAAAGCACAGGUUUGGUACAUGUUAUGAGAUUUGGCUUCAAUGCGGUUCAAUCUCCACAGUGGAAGACACAUAGUAACAUCCUCAGUGCUAUGGCUACUAAGUCAGAGAAGCUCAAUGUUUCUUUCUUUUCAAGUUCAAGUUCAACUAAAGAUGGGCCAGCUCGAGUGAAGAGAGUUUCCAUCGAGGGCAACAUUGCUGUUGGAAAGUCGACUUUUGCAAGAUUCCUGCAGUCAGCUUGUUCAGACUGGGAGGUGGUGGCAGAGCCAGUAAGCAAGUGGCAGAACAUUGAGAGUGAGACCUCAAAGGGGACAGGCGCGCCCCCCCAGACUACAGUCAGCAACCUUCUGCAGAUGAUGUACGAGGACCCUCAGCGGUGGUCGUACACGUUUCAGACAUAUUCCUGUAUGAGUCGUCUGAGAACGCAGCUGCUGCCUCCUCCUGCUCGCCUGCUCGGCUCAGAGGGAACACCUGUCCAGGUGUAUGAGCGCUCCAUCUACAGCGACAGAUACAUCUUUGCCCUGAACAUGUUUCACUUGGGCUGUAUCAACUCUACAGAGUGGACAGUCUAUCAGGACUGGCACUCUCUGCUGGUGGAGCAGUUUGGACACCAGGUGGAGCUGGAGGGCAUCAUCUACCUCAGAGCCCCGCCAGAGAAAUGUAUGGAGCGUCUGAAGCAUCGGGGAAGGGACGAGGAGAAAGGAGUGAAGCUGGAAUAUCUGGAUAAGCUGCACGUUCAACAUGAGAGGUGGCUUGUUGAGAAGAGCACUGAAAUACAUUUUGAGAAGUUGAAACAGAUACCUGUGUUACAACUUGAUGCCAGUGUGGAGUUUCAAAGUGACCAAGAGGUGCAGGAGCAAAUUAUAACCAAGGUAAAGAAGUUCUUCGAUGCUUUGUGAGCAGACCAGCAUCAGCUACAUGAUGAGACCAGCCCGACCUCAGUCAGUAGAGAGAAGGAAAUAUAAAGUUAAUAUAAAAGGUUCUCUCUUUUUGACAAGCACUGUCUUUACAGGACUGUACUGCAUGAAACACAGUUCAGUUGACUUGAAUGUGUUGGUUCUCUUAGAUUGUUACAUUACAUUUUUUCAGCUUUUUGUCACCUGCUUGUUAUUUUAUUUGUUUUGAUAUUAAUUUCUUGUACUGUACUGUUUAUUCCACUUGAAAUCUUACUAAUAGAAUAUUUUACACAUUUGACCUGUUGAAACACAGAUCUGUUAAGUGAUUUUACAGCCUGUCUAAAUCUGUGCUAACACUACUGUGACCAUUUGGAAACACAAUUUACUGAACGUCAUACAGUUUUUGUGUCUGGUACUGUUUCACACAUUCCUCACGGUGUCAUUUUACAAUAACUUAAUGAAUGCAUGUAUUGUAUCUGUUGUUUAAUAAAUAAAGAUAAUUUUUUUAGAGA